UCUUCUUCCUAUAUAUACUCCCAAACAUUUUUAUCCUCAAUCAACGCAUCUCAAAUUCCCUUCUAAUUUUCACUUUCUCUCCUUUUUCUUUCCGAUCGAAAUGGCUCGUACCAAACAAACUGCUCGCAAAUCCACCGGAGGCAAAGCCCCAAGGAAACAACUCGCGACCAAAGCCGCUCGGAAAUCUGCUCCGGCGACCGGAGGAGUGAAGAAGCCACACAGAUUCCGUCCAGGAACAGUUGCUUUGAGAGAGAUCAGGAAGUAUCAGAAGAGCACCGAGCUUCUCAUCAGGAAGCUCCCGUUCCAAAGAUUGGUUAGAGAAAUCGCUCAGGAUUUCAAAACAGAUCUCAGAUUCCAAAGCAGUGCCGUUUCUGCACUUCAAGAAGCAGCUGAAGCUUAUCUGGUUGGUUUGUUUGAAGAUACUAACCUUUGCGCCAUUCAUGCAAAGAGAGUUACUAUCAUGCCUAAGGAUAUUCAACUUGCUCGCAGAAUCAGAGGCGAGAGAGCUUAGAUGAAUCUUUCAUCAUGAAUCUUUAUUCUUAUGCGUUGCUUUGGACUCUGUUAGUGUUUGGUUCUUCUGUUAUAAUACCAAUUUAUUAUUCUCGGUUGUAACAUUGCUUCAAUCUACUAUAUGUUGUUCAGAAAUUGAAUCUUACUUCUGAAAUGUAAAAUCUGGCAGAUUUGGGUUCUUUGAUUAAAAAAGCUAAUUUGUUUAGGUUUUUA
Molecule: messenger RNA, 723 nt
Organism: Lathyrus oleraceus (garden pea)
Lineage: Eukaryota; Viridiplantae; Streptophyta; Magnoliopsida; Fabales; Fabaceae
Product: histone H3.2
Exons: 1
Coding region: 101-511 (136 amino acids)
Cellular component (GO): nucleosome
Molecular function (GO): protein heterodimerization activity; DNA binding; structural constituent of chromatin
Source: RefSeq, a predicted model, not a curated record